Messenger RNA from Rhinichthys klamathensis goyatoka, 1855 nucleotides. Its product is annotated as gastrula zinc finger protein XlCGF57.1-like. Bases 113 to 1855 code for a protein of 580 amino acids. Lineage: Eukaryota; Metazoa; Chordata; Actinopteri; Cypriniformes; Leuciscidae. The record is from RefSeq and is a predicted model, not a curated record. The transcript is spliced from 3 exons. Gene Ontology annotation, molecular function: DNA-binding transcription factor activity, RNA polymerase II-specific; RNA polymerase II cis-regulatory region sequence-specific DNA binding. Gene Ontology annotation, biological process: regulation of DNA-templated transcription.
CUGGCGACAUGACGUCAUAAGACUGCGCCGCGCCCCUGCGUCAGUGAUUCGGCUGAAGAAAGAGUGAAGUCAACUCCUGGUGAAGCAACUGAGAUCCACGUGACUUAUAAAGAUGGCGUUUAUUAAAGAGGAGAGUGAAGAUAUCAAGAUUGAAGAAGUAUUCAGCAUGAAACAAGAAGAUACCGAGGAGCAAACAGACCUGAUGCCGCUAAAAGAGGAGAGUGAAGUACUGAAUGAAAUUGAAGAUAAAGUUCAAAUUGAGAAACAUGAUUUCACAAGUGGAGAAAAAUCUUUUAGUUUCUCAAAGACUGUAAAGAAUUCCUCACAAAACAGAGCUCAGAAGAAAACAACUAAAAGUUAUUUCUCCUGCUUUGACUGUGGGAAGAGUUUCAGUCAACACGGUGACCUUAAAGUCCACAUGGGAGUUCACAAUGGAGAGCGGCCUUUCACCUGCCAACAAUGUGGAAAAGGUUUCACUGAAAAAGGAAGUCUGAAAAGGCACAUGAGAAUACACACCGGAGAGAAGCCUUACACCUGCCAGCUGUGUGGAAGAAGUUUCACUCAAAAAGGAUCUCUUAACAGGCACAUGAUAAUUCACUCUAAAGAGAAGCCUUACACCUGCAAACUGUGUGGAAAUGGCUUUAAAGCAGAACUAAACCUUAGGUAUCACAUGAGAAUUCAUACUGGAGAGAAGCCUUACACAUGUGAUCAGUGUGGAAAGAGUUUCAGAUGUAAAAUAACCCUUAAUUGCCACAUGAGAGUACACUCAAGAGAGGGCCGUUUUAUAUGUCAGCAGUGUAGAAUGAGUUUCCCAGAUAAGCAAUGCCUUAACAGGCACAUCAAAACAAUUCAUGCCGGAGAGAAGCCUUUCAAAUGCGAUCAGUGUGAAAGAAGUUUCCAAUUGAGUAAAUGCCUUAAGACUCACAUGAGAAUUCACACUGGAGAGAAGCCUUACACAUGCUAUCAGUGCGGAAAGAGUUUCACAUAUAAAGCUACCCUUGAUUCCCACAUGAGAAUUCACACUGGAGAGAGCCCUCACACAUGCAAACUGUGUGAAAAGAGCUUUUCACACAAAGGUAAUCUAAAGGCUCACUUGAGAAUUCACGCUGGAGAGAAGCCGUUCAUAUGUGUUCAGUGUGGAAAAUGUUUCACACGUAAAGAAUCCCUUGAUUACCACAUGCGCAUUCACUCAAGAGAUAACUGUUUCAUGUGUAAUCAGUGUGGAAGGAGUUUCCCAAACAGGAACAACCUUAGGAGCCACGUAAUAACUCAUGUUGGAGAAAACCCUUUGAUGUGUCAUCACUGUGGAAAGAAUUUCACACAUAAAGGAAACCUCAAGACUCACAUGAGAGUUCAUACUGGAGAGAAGCCUUUUACUUGCCAGCAGUGUGGAAAGAGUUUCAGACAUAAUGUUAGCCUCCAAACUCAUAUGAGACUUCACACUGGAGAGAGGCCUUUUAUGUGCAAUCACUGUGGAAAGAGAUUCAGACAUCAUGUGAGCCUCAAAACUCACAUGAGAUUUCACGCUGGAGAGAAUUUCCCAUAUCAAAGAGACCUGAAACGUAAUUUGCAAACUCAUUCUGUAAAGAAAUUACAGUGUUCUGAGUGUGACAAAAGGUUUAGAAUAAGGAGCCAUUUAAAAAAUCACUUGUGCGUUCACUCUGGAGGAAGGCCAUUUAAUUGUGAACAGUGUAAUAAAAAAUUCAUUUUGGCAUCACACUUACAAAUACACUUGAAAACGCAUGCGGAUUUGAGACCCCAUUUGUGUUCCAUGUGUGGAAAGAGUUUUAAAUGGCUCAGCAAUUUAAAAUGGCACCAGAAAACACGUAUUUGUGUAAAAUUAAGGCUACUUUAA